Messenger RNA from Gopherus evgoodei (Goodes thornscrub tortoise), 488 nucleotides. RefSeq names its product histone H2A type 2-C. Gene Ontology annotation, cellular component: nucleosome. Lineage: Eukaryota; Metazoa; Chordata; Testudines; Testudinidae. The record is from RefSeq and is a predicted model, not a curated record. The coding region runs from base 43 to 432 and encodes 129 amino acids. The transcript has 2 exons. Gene Ontology annotation, molecular function: protein heterodimerization activity; DNA binding; structural constituent of chromatin.
GAAAGUAUAUUUACUGUAGCUGAUUUCUAGAAAGUGCUGAUCAUGUCAGGCCGAGGCAAGCAGGGAGGUAAAGCGAGGGCCAAGGCAAAAUCUCGCUCCUCGCGGGCUGGGUUGCAGUUCCCGGUGGGUCGAGUGCACCGGCUGCUCCGCAAAGGUAAUUACGCUGAGCGGGUGGGGGCUGGAGCUCCGGUCUAUAUGGCCGCGGUGCUGGAGUAUCUGACCGCUGAGAUUCUCGAGUUAGCUGGCAACGCUGCUCGGGACAACAAGAAAACUAGGAUCAUCCCCCGUCACUUGCAGCUCGCCAUCCGUAACGACGAGGAGCUCAAUAAGCUCUUGGGGAAAGUGACGAUCGCUCAGGGGGGUGUCCUGCCCAACAUCCAGGCCGUGCUGCUGCCCAAGAAAACCGAGAGCCACAAGGCCAAGAGCAAGUAAAGUUGUCAGAGGUUAAGAAGCUCAGUAACUGGCUGGCUGGCUGGCUGACACGUGAC